GAAUAAGAGUAAAUUGAUGGCGCUGUUAUAGAGAGCAGCUGCGGAUGCUGGAGACUCGUUCACUGAGAAAAGGUUUUGGCCCCAGGUCUCUCCACCAUGCCCUGCUCCAUGUUUUGGGCUUUAGAUGUGUAUGGGAAGGUAUACAGCCUGUGUACCGCUAGGGGGCGCUGGCAGCAAUGCAGAGAGAACCAGUUGGAGCUGAAACGCGUAACUGCUGCGGAUCUGUGCUGCUGGGCCAUCGGCUUUGACCAACAGGUUUACCUCAACGUGCUCCCCAGUGACCUGACCAUACGCCAUCAGGAAGAGACUUAUGAGAACCAGAGAUGGAACCCAGUAGAGGGAUACACAGACACACUCCUGCCCACAGAUCGCUGGCCUUGGACAGAUGAGUUUGGGACAAAGUCUCAGCCGCUGCAUAGCUUCCACCUGCCAUCUGAGAACUGGGAGUGGGAGGGAGACUGGUACGUGGAUGAUGAGAGCUGUGGCAGAGAGUCCACAGCUACUGGGGGCUGGGAGUAUGCUGUGGACUUCCCUACCACUUUCACUAAAGAGAAGAAGUGGAACUCGUGUGUCCGGCGCAGACGAUGGCUUCGUUACAGGAGAUAUAAAGCACUGGGACUAUGGGCCAAGGUAUCAUCAGGGGUGCCUUUAGACAGGGGCCAGCCUCCUCCAGAGCCCUUCACUGAUAUUAGCUGUGGAGGCUGGGACAUGGGCGACAGACCAGAGAAACCUGUCUCCUUAUGGGCUGUGUCUCAGCAAGGAAAGGUGUGGUUCCGUUCAGGCAUUCAUCAGCAGAAUCCAGAGGGGACAGUCUGGGAAAACAUUCCUGUUCCUGAUUCCACAGAGGUGGCCCAAAUAAGCGCCGGUCCAGGAGACCUGCUGUGGGCCGUGCUGUGGGACGGACAGCUUCUUGCCAGGACAGGCAUCUGCAAGCACUGCCCAAAAGGUUCAUCAUGGGUGAUGGUGGAUCCUCCAUGUAAUACCAAAGCUGUCCAUGUAGCUGUGGGGGUUAAUGUGGUCUGGGCAGUCACCAAGGACAAGAAAGUGUGGUUCAGGAGAGGCGUGAACUCCCACAAUGCCACUGGCCUUGGCUGGAUCAGUGUUGGUGGGGAGAUGACGAUGGUCAGUGUGGGGCCCAGUGACCAGGCAUGGGGGAUUGGCAGCGAGGACAGGAGUCUUUAUUUCCGCCAUGGCGUGACCCCCACUGAGGUCACAGGAAGGGCUUGGGUCCCUGUGUGUGCCCAUGUGGACAACAGUUAUACCACCAACAAGCCCAGUGACGUUUGCCUCAUCAGUGCUCAAAUUGCUGCGCCUACCCAGGGUUCCGUGUUGGGCUGCGAUGACUUGGACAGUGCUAACAUUCCUAGAGUCACCAGUGACAGUUUUGUAUCAGCCCUGGUGGCUGAACACAGCUCUCUUUUGCCUGAAGCAGAUCAGGAGAAAGUGGAAGAGGCCAGUGUGCUUCGCCAAAAUUCUGGGCUCCACUGCAGCCAACCAAAAGGAAGCGAGCUGCCAUGGAGUAAUGUAGAUCUGGCAGAGGUGAAAGUUCCCUCAGCUGCCAGUGUGGCAGAGAAAUCUGUGGCUGUGUAUCCCAUGGAGCUGGGAGAAACCAUGAAGCAGGAAGAGCAGCCGCCAUGGGCAUGGAUCACUGCAGGUCAAUGUGAGAUAGAUUCGAACACGAACACCAACUGGCUGGACAGAGCAGAUGCAGGGUCUCCAUCUCCCUCCAUCACUCCUGCUCUUAGCAUCGCAGGUGCCCAGGGCCCGUUGGCAGAGAGAACAGAGCAAGAGAAAGACAACACUAUGGAAAGGUCUGUCAGUGUGAAAAAAAUGAUGAUGUGCUGGUGGAGGGACUGGCAACCCCAUCAGUUGGAGGAGGUGUGUGUGACCCUGGAGCAGGUCAGGGGUGGCGGAGCUCCUAAUGACGACCUAGUCUACGUCUACUAUACACACAACCAGGAAAGGAAGUAUCUGUAUGCUGCGAUAAAGGAAGUCACAGCUCUCGUUCCAGUAUGCUGGGAGUCCAUGUAUGCUUUGGCUGUCUAUACAGCUGAGAGGACAAGGCAGAGAUGGCCUAUUCUACUAUCUACAGAGUCCCAGCAAGACAUGGAGAGUUGGCUGUCUCUGUUGAAUGAGUCUUGCUGCGAGUCCAGAGCUCUCCAGGCCCCUCCAUCCAAACAAGCCCUGUGGGCCGUUACCACCAAAGGGGAUAUCAUGGCGCACGAGCCUUCACCCUGCUUGGAAGCUCCGGCUCAAUAUUUACCCUGUGAACAGAUGUUCUGGCGUCAGGUCCCUGGCCACCUGUAUUUGGUGGAGUCUAACAGUCUGGGUGUGGUUUGGGGCAUCGGCUAUGAUCGCACCGCCUGGGUCUACACAAGGGGCCAUGGUGAAAACCGAGCUCAGGAUAACAAAGUGAAUCAGCAAACGAUGACUGAUAUCAGGAACAUUUACAUCUAUGAGAACCAGCGCUGGAACCCUGUCACAGGAUACACAAAUAAGGGUUUACCUACAGACCGGUACAUGUGGAGUGAUGCUCUUGGACUGAAGGAGUGCACCAAGGAGAGCACCAAACCUCCUUCCCCAGAGUGGAAAUGGGUGUCCGACUGGGUUAUCGACUAUAACACUCCAGGAGGGACAGAUAAAGAAGGCUGGCAGUAUGCUGCAGAUUUCCCAGUGACGUUUCACGGGAACAAGACCAUGAAGGACUUUGUUAGACGAAGACGAUGGGUCAGGAAGUGUAAAAUUACAUUACUUGGGCCCUGGCAGAAAGUCCCACCCAUCCUUCUUAUUGAUGUAACCAUCCUGCCAUGUCUGGCUCAGAGCAGCUUGGAGCAGGUACCUGUGUGGGCCAUCAGUGAGAAAGGAGACGUUCUGUGCCGUCUGGGAGUCACUGCAGAGAACCCAGCUGGAAGUUCGUGGCUCCAUGUGGGUACAGAUCAGCCCUUUAAGUCCAUAUCCAUUGGAGGAGGACACCAGGUGUGGGCAAUUGCCCGGGAUGGAGCGGUCUUCUACCGCGGCUCAGUUUCAGCCCAAAACCCUGCAGGCGAGUGCUGGUACCACAUCCCUGCUCCAAGCAGACAGACUCUCAGACAGGUGGCUGUGGGCAGGACCUCUGUAUAUGCUGUUGAUGAAACGGGCAGUCUGUGGUAUAGGCAGGGUCUGACCCCUAGUUAUCCUCAGGGUUCGGCAUGGGAGCUCAUCUGUGGUAAUGUGUGCAAAGUCUCGAUUGGACCGCUGGACCAGGUUUGGAUCAUCGCUGAUAAGGUUCCUGGUCAUCCAGCAGAGAGUUCUGGCACUGUGUGCCACAGGCUAGGAGUGCGGCCCAUGCAGCCUAAAGGCUUAUCGUGGGACUUUGGAAUUGGUGGAGGAUGGGAACACUUGUCAGUGAGGGGAAACUCCACCGAGGCCCAGCGUGUCGUCCCUCCCAGCCCUCAGACCAACAGGAGCCAAGAGCAGGUGAAUGGCAACGCUGCAGGAUGUUAAGACUCCUCACUAGCCCUCACCACGUCCCACAAGUGCGCACUCGCACAUGCUGAGGCAUUUUCUGUUUUUGUUUUGUGUGUCAAAUUAAAAAAAAAAAAAAAGUAUUUAUUUUCUCAUUCAUUUUCACGACACGUUUUAUCUUGGGCCGGGUUGAGAGUCUAUCUCGGAAAUACUGGGCAUGUGGCAGGAGAACACUCUGGGUGGGACACCAGUCUGUCAUAAGCACGCGCGUACACGCACACACAUUUACACCUAGGGGCAAUUCGUCUUCGUCCUGGCACAUUUUAGGAGGUGGGAGGAAACCUAAAUGCAGAACAUGCAGAGAAACCCAGACGGUAACCUGAACUUCGGACCAAAUUGAAGACUCCAGAGCAGUGAGGCGGUGAUGACACCUACUGUGUAGUCGGUAUUUAUUUUGGAUUUACUUAAAUUAUGGCCCAUGUCUGCUACUUUUAAUCCUUCACAUCACUGUUGUCUUUAAAUUAU
Neoarius graeffei (lesser salmon catfish) is the source of this 3969-nucleotide messenger RNA. RefSeq names its product tectonin beta-propeller repeat containing 1b (gene tecpr1b). Bases 97 to 3483 code for a protein of 1128 amino acids. NCBI's taxonomy places the organism in Eukaryota, Metazoa, Chordata, Actinopteri, Siluriformes, Ariidae. The transcript is spliced from 25 exons. Gene Ontology annotation, cellular component: membrane. The record is from RefSeq and is a predicted model, not a curated record.